AUGCUAUCAAGCUGGAAAUAUACAGCCCCGGAUCACUGUUCUUGGUUUGGAGUCACGUGCAACUCACAUGGUAGGGUUUCUGAGCUGAGAAUACCAGGAGGUGGGAAAUUGUCAAAUGUAAUUGGGAAGUUUUUGGAACUUAAGGUUCUGUCAAUUCCAUUUAAUCGAAUCGCCGGUGAGUUGCCUAAUGAAAUCUGGGGGUUAAAGAGUCUUGAAGUGAUCGACAUUGAAGGGAAUUUGAUUACCGGAGACUUAUCCAUGGUCGAUUUCUCCAAUUUGAAGAAGUUGAAGGUUCUUAAUUUAGGGUUUAACAGAUUAUCUGGGAAAAUCCACAAAUCAUUCGAAGAAUGUAAGAAUUUAAGCGUUCUAAAUCUCACUGGAAACCGAAUCCAAGGGCCUAUUCCUGACGUUUUACCGGUGUUGCCGCCACAGCCACGGCGUGCGCUUCAAGAUUCCAGGGGCAAUGGCGUGAACAAAAAAGGAUUAAGUCCCUUUGAAUGGGUGUUAAUUUUAGUCGCAUCACUCAUUGUUCUAAUUCUUUUGGUUGUCAUCAUUGUCUACUUUUACAUGAGGAACCGGAGACGGAGUUCCCGAGUCGACGGCAUCAACAUCAUCCCAUCUCCGCCACGUUCCGGGAACGAACGUCUCGUGAUUUUCCGAGAGGUAGGGGUACCAUUAACUUUCAACAACGUCAUUGAAGCAACCGGGAACUUCACAUCAAGAAAUUGCAUCGGGAGCGGCGGUUUCGGGUCGACUUACCGAGCGGAGAUAUCUCCGGGAAUCACCGUCGCGGUCAAGCGGCUCACCGUCGAGAUGUGCCAAGGGGUUCCUCAAUUCAACGCCGAAAUCCGAACCCUAGGUCGAAUCCGACAUUCGAAUCUCAUAACGUUGAUCGGAUACUACGCUAGCCCAUCGGAAAUGUUUCUCGUUUACAACUAUCUCCCCGGCGGCAGCCUGGAAGAGCUUAUUCGGGACAAAAGAAAUCAUGUAAUCGGUCUGAAAAUGGUUCACAAAAUCGCAUUAGAUAUCGCCGGAGCCCUAGCUUUCCUACACGACGACUGUAAUCCUCGUAUACUUCAUCGAGAUGUAAAACCCAGCAAUAUCUUAUUAGAUAAGGAUUUGAAAGCUUGCUUAUCUGAUUUUGGGUUGUCACGUCUUCUUGAGGGGUUCGAGACACAUGUGACCACCGGCGUUGCCGGGACAUUUGGAUACGUGGCGCCGGAAUAUGCUCUGGCGUGUAGGGUUUCUGAUAAGGCGGAUGUGUACAGCUAUGGAGUGAUGUUACUUGAAUUGAUUUCAGAUAAACGGGCUUUGGAUCCGUCGUUUGCGAAAGAAGAUAAUGGGUACACGAUUGUGUUUUGGGCGAGGACGCUCCGGCGAGAGGGGCGGGCGGAGGAGGUUUACUGCCGGAAUGUGGGAGGCGGGACCGGAAAAUGUGCUGCUGGAUCUGUUGAAGUUGGGUUUGAUGUGUACGACGGAAUUACCUUCCGGGAGACCGACGAUGAGGCAAGUUGUAAGAAAAUUGAGGCAUAUUCAACGUGA
Lactuca saligna is the source of this 1542-nucleotide messenger RNA. NCBI's taxonomy places the organism in Eukaryota, Viridiplantae, Streptophyta, Magnoliopsida, Asterales, Asteraceae. The record is from the annotation of a GenBank genome assembly.